Messenger RNA from Parasteatoda tepidariorum (common house spider), 1348 nucleotides. Lineage: Eukaryota; Metazoa; Arthropoda; Arachnida; Araneae; Theridiidae. The record is from RefSeq and is a predicted model, not a curated record.
AAUUAACAUAAUAAUAAUUUUUAACUAAUAAGUCCUUAAAGCACAAUAAAGUAAAAACUGAACCUAAGUCAAACAAAGACGCUGAAAUAUUUAUUAAAUUUUUAUCGUAGCACCGAAAGUGACAAAUGUUAAAACCUGAAUUCCUUUUACCCAUUAAACUAAUCUUUUUUAAAGUGCUCAAUCAUUCGAUUUCGGGUUUUUUUUUCACUUCUUAUUUUCUGUUCUUUUUUGAAGAUUAGCAUGAUCAUCAAAAAGACUAAUUGCUCCGUAAGAGCUCCAUUAAAAUCUAUUUGCAUAGGCCACCAAUAAAUCCUCAUAGUUCACGAAUUAGCCGAUAAGGGGCGCACCCAAACUGAGAAUCCCGACGUCCUAGUAUUCUCUAGUACUGCCGGCAGACGAGAGUUGAUUUUUCGCAUGUGUAGUUCUUAUUCUUAGAAGAUAUUAUUACAUUUUUAAUCUGAGUACACGUUUUUCUGUACAACACUCAUUUCGUUCUAUAUUAAGACGGAAUUUAAGAAAACAAUUGGGAGAAAAACUGGAAAUAGUUUGAGAUUUUGUCAACAAAAUUUAGUGGUAAAAAAUAGUCACAAUUAAAAAUAAUAAUUAUUGGAUUGUGUCAUUUGACGUGGUCCAUGAAAAGAUCGUCUGUUGGAAUUUUUUGUGUUUAAAUUAGCGCCAUCUGCUUGGAAAAAUUAUGAUAUUCCAGUGCCUUUUUUUAGUACUCAGUAACUUUAUAAUGGAAAUUCAGAGCUUAGAGGCUCCAGCUCUCCAGAAACCACUUAUGAUUCCAUCCGAUCUAAGACUUGGAGACAGAGCCGAUAUCAUUUGCACCCUCAGGAGAGGAGAUCUUCCAGUCACUUUCAAAUGGUACUUCAAUGGCAGGGAGAUUAGAGGAGAGGAACUGGGAAAAGUCACCUCUUACGAUGUCAGAUCCUCGGUGUAUCUAAUAGACAAACUAAAAGCUGGAAAUGUUGGCAACUACACAUGCAUGGUAUCCAAUGUAGCUGGCUCUGAUACAGCAUCUGGGCAACUUCUUGUUGAAGGUUGUAACCCUCAAAUCCAUUACGGAAAAGAUGGCGUUUUCAACUCUGGAAGAAAUCUCUCUUGGGCCCUUUACCCACCCUACAAAUUAUUUGGAUCCCAUUCAUUACUUCAAAUCGCUUUACCUUGGGCUUCAAAGUUUCUGGAAGCUCUUAGAAGCUUUUAUAGCAUUAAGGUAACUUUGGCGCACUCUAUCGUAUUAAGAAUCAUUACUGUUGCGAAGGAGCGACUGAUAAAUAAAGCAUUCAACAAUGGCGUUGCUCAGCAACCUAGAAUCUCUCUUUUGUUGCCAACGGGCUACAUUUAA